AUGGGAAGCUGGGCAUAUUAUAUUACAUGCGUACUACUUGUAUUUCACUUCUUUGCCACUAAUGAAGCUGCAGCCGAAGACAGCUUACCAUUCAUCAGUAAGCUUUACAAAUGCGUGAACAAUAAGUGUAUAAUAAGUGAAUUUCAAGACGAAAGGAAGGAAACAAAUGAAGUCAAUGAAUCAAUAGACGUUUGCCGGUUAACCUGCGGGCAAUAUGGGUCACUUUGGCCGAGGCCGACUAAAAUUACUAGUAUAAAAGAUCCAGUGAUUAAAUUUGGGCUUGACAAUGUUGUAUUUAACGUAUCAUCGGUGGCCGACGAAUUAGGAAAACAAUACAUGACUGAAGUAUCUCAAGUUUUAAUGUCAUCGUUAAAGAAAAUUUGUGAGCCACGAUGUAUUCCGUACGACAACAACCUGACUGUGUUCAUAACCACAGCCACUCCUUUUACCAAUAUUAAGCUGUCGACAAACGAAAGUUACGAAUUAAACAUUUUCACCAAUAAUUUGACCCAAAUAACGGCAAACAUUACAGCACGAACCGUGUACGGUGCUAGAAACGGAUUGGAAACAUUACGACAGCUAAUAACGACGUACGGCCGGCCUAAAUUUGAAGGCAAGACACUGGUGAUAGCUGGAGACGUACAAAUUGUCGACGACCCAGCGUACGCAUAUAGAGGAUUCAUGCUGGACACCUCGAGGAAUUAUUUCCCACUUUCGGCGAUCAAAAGGACAAUCGACGCUAUGGGUCAUUCCAAACUCAAUGUAUUCCAUUGGCACGCCACCGACUCUCAUAGUUUCCCAUUGGAUUUGCCUAGUGCUCCGCAAAUGGCAAGAUAUGGUGCAUAUAGUCCCGAAAAAAUAUACUCGUAUGCAGAAAUCAAAGAUCUCCUGAGGUACGCAUUAGUUAGAGGUGUUAGAAUAGUUAUGGAAAUCGAUUCACCAGCGCACGCAGGGUAUGGAUGGCAAUGGGGCAAAGAUUCCGGUUUCGGGGACAUGGUGAUUUGUCUGGGUAACCACCCAUGGCAGGAUUAUUGUGUACAGCCACCGUGUGGACAACUUAAUCCAAUAAACAAUCACACUUACACGUGGUUAGGAAAAAUAUACAAAGAUUUGAUCGACGUAUUUCCCGAAGGAGAAGCAUUUCACAUGGGUGGCGAUGAGGUUGCUGUAAGGUGUUGGAACACAACAGCCGAAAUUGUCGAUUGGAUGAUGUCUAAUAAACGAGGUUUAACUGAAAGCGCAUAUAUGGAUCUAUGGUCCGAGUUCCAUAAUAAAGCCUUAGCUGUGUACGACCACGAAGUAGGCAAUUCAAAUUCGGAAAUAAUUGUUUGGUCUAGCGGAUUGACUGAUCCCAAUAUCAUAGAGAAACAUCUCGACAAAAAACGAUAUACUAUUGAAGUUUGGGAAGGAAAUACAGAUGCUGUUAACUUAGCAAACUUAGGUUAUAGAGUGAUUGUGGCCGUAGAAGAUGUCUAUUACCUGGAUCAUGGAUUGCGGCCUCCAACCACUUACCAUUCGUGGAAGGUUAUUUACAACAACAAAAUGCCGAUGACCAAUAAUCCCAAUCUCAUUUUAGGGGCAGAAACUAGUAUGUUUUCCGAAUUCGCUGAUGAUUUUAAUUUGGAUAUUAAAGUUUGGCCAAGAGCUGCAGCUUUAGCUGAGAGAUUAUGGGCGGAUCCGUCCACUGACGCUUUGGCAGCCGAGUACAGGCUAUUGCAACACCGCGAACGACUUGUAUCAUUAGGAAUCAGUCCGGAUAGAAUGACUCCAGAAUGGUGUAAUGAUCGUGAAGGCGAAUGUAUUAUUAGUUAUUGA
Macrosiphum euphorbiae (potato aphid) is the source of this 1815-nucleotide messenger RNA. Lineage: Eukaryota; Metazoa; Arthropoda; Insecta; Hemiptera; Aphididae. The record is from the annotation of a GenBank genome assembly.